AUGGAUAUUCUCAUUCACCAAUCCCCUGGAGAACUGGUCUAUCUAUAUAUCUCAGCAAGACGAUUAUAAAACUUGGGUAAUUCCAACAUCCAAGAUUUCAGAUGUAGAGUCUAUUCAAAGGACGAUUUCAUAGGAGAAACUGAAGUCUCUCGUUCUACACUUGAUCCUGACUUCAAAUAACCCAUUCCUAUCAUGUAUAAGUUUAAUAAGAGAUAAAAACUUGUCUUCUAAAUGAUUGAUGCAGAUUAAGAAUUAGCAAGCCAACUUGUGAGUUAGAAUUCUUCUACUUCUAUUGUGGGUAUUUGCAAAUAACCCUUGGCAAAAUUAAUGGGAGCAAGGAAUUCCUUAAGUCAAUUAAAUUUGAUGAGAGGAGAUUAAAUUGUAGGCAACAUCAUAAUUCAUGUAGCCCGAAAAGGACCUUAAAUUAUAGGUUAAAAAGAAUAAGGACAUAAAGUAACAGAAAUUAAAUGGCGUUGGGGAGGUAUUUAAAUAAUCACAAUUAAUAUAGGUGUUAAAUUACUUGACCUUGAUUUCUUCACCAAAUCAGAUCCAUUUGCUAAGUUUUAUAGGAUUAAUGGAUAAUAAACAGAGCUGAUUCAUAAAACUGAAGUAAUUAAAAACAAUUUAAAUCCAAAUUGGAUGUGUUGGGAAACAACAGAGAAUGAGCUCAUCAAAUAUUCUAAAAAUCUAUAUGUCGAAGUCAUGGAUUAUGAUAAAAUGGGAUCUGAAGAGGUAUGAUCAAAUAUAAAUAUAGAUUGGACAUGUAACAAUUAAUUAUGACGAAAUCAAAAUUAACAAAAGAACUGAAUUUCCUUUAUUGACUCCUAAAGGAAAAAAUGCUGGCACAUUGAAAUUAUUAGAAUUAAUCAUUGUAGAACCUAAAGAGGAAAAAAAAGAAAUUGUUUAAGAAUAACCAAAAGAACCUACUUUUUUAGAUUAUUUAAUGGGUGGAUGGUAAAUGUCAUUAUCAAUUGGUAUUCAAUUAAAUUAAUUAUAUUAGGAAUUGACUUUACUUUUUCAAAUUAACCCAUUACCAAACCUGAUUCUUUGCAUAAAAUAGAUCCACAUAAAUUAAAUUAUUAUUAAUAAGCAAUAAAAGAUAUUGGAGGUGGAAUUAUUGCAUUUGAUUAUGAUAAAUAAGUUCCUGUAUAUGGAUUUGGAGGAACACCUAAAUUGCCAACAUAUACAAAAUCUACAAUGGAUGAUUGUUUCCCUUUGAAUGGAAAUAAAGAUAAACCUUUUUGUAAUGAUAUGGAAGGAAUUCUGUAAGCCUAUAUUGAAGCAGUUCCAAAUAUAGUAUUUUCAGGUCCAACCUUUAUUGCAAAUGUGCUAAAUAAAGCUCUAUAAUUUGCAAAGGAAAAUGCUUAAAAAAAUACAUACACAGUAGCCAUGAUUUUAACUGAUGGUUAAAUUGAAGAUCAGUAAUAUAAAUUCAUAAAGUCUUUAGAGAUGAUGCCAUAAAAGUACUACUUGAAUGCUAAUCUCUUCCUAUGUCAAUAAUUAUAAUUGGAGUAGGAGAUGAGAAUUUCAAAUACAUGAAAUAGUUUGAUGAUCCAAUGUUCCUUAAAAAACACUCAAAAUCUGAUAUGAAUGUUAGAGAUAUCAUUCAAUUUGUAUCAUUCCAAGAUUAUAAAAAUGACAUUGAAUAAAUGAGUUCAGCUGUUCUUGAUCAUUUGCCUAAAUAAUUUAUGGACUACAUGCAUAUCAAUAAUAUCUAACCCAUCAAGAUGUAAUCUGUUCAUCUUAGUAAAGCCUUCAUAUGA
Paramecium pentaurelia is the source of this 1763-nucleotide messenger RNA. The record is from the annotation of a GenBank genome assembly. Lineage: Eukaryota; Ciliophora; Oligohymenophorea; Peniculida; Parameciidae.